GCAAAGACACUGAGCUACAUCGAGGAAAAGGAUUGGGCUACAAUCUCAUAUAGUGGAACCGUCUUGGGUUAUGGAGUCUGAACAACCUAGACUGGUGGUUGGUUUCUCAGUUACAGUGUUGGGCAAAUUGCUUAACUCAUGAGCCUUGGUUUUCUGACGGAAAACAGAGGUCAGGUAGAGGAGUGUCUUCUCUCCGUGCGGAUUGCGGCCUUUGGUGCGAGCAUGUCGUCCAUCUUGCCAUUCACUCCACCAGUUGUGAAAAGGCUGCUGGGAUGGAAGAAAUCAGCUGGUGGAUCUGGAGGAGCAGGCGGAGGAGAGCAGAAUGGACAAGAAGAAAAGUGGUGUGAGAAAGCAGUUAAAAGUUUGGUGAAGAAACUAAAGAAAACAGGACGAUUAGAUGAGCUUGAGAAAGCCAUCACCACUCAAAAUUGUAAUACUAAAUGUGUCACCAUACCAAGCACUUGCUCUGAAAUUUGGGGACUGAGUACACCAAAUACGAUAGAUCAGUGGGAUACAACAGGCCUUUACAGCUUCUCUGAACAAACCAGGUCUCUGGAUGGCCGUCUACAAGUGUCCCAUCGGAAAGGACUGCCACACGUGAUAUAUUGCCGAUUGUGGCGCUGGCCUGACCUUCACAGUCACCAUGAGCUCAAAGCAAUCGAAAACUGCGAAUAUGCUUUUAAUCUUAAAAAGGAUGAAGUAUGUGUAAACCCUUACCACUACCAGAGAGUUGAGACACCAGUUCUGCCUCCCGUACUGGUGCCGCGGCACACUGAGAUCCUAACAGAGCUGCCUCCUCUGGACGAUUAUACCCACUCCAUUCCAGAAAACACUAAUUUCCCAGCGGGAAUUGAGCCACAGAGUAAUUAUAUCCCAGAAACGCCACCUCCUGGAUAUAUCAGUGAGGAUGGAGAAACAAGUGAUCAGCAGUUGAACCAAAGUAUGGAUACAGGAUCUCCAGCAGAACUAUCUCCUACUACUCUUUCCCCCGUUAAUCAUAGUUUGGCCUAUUAUGAAUUAAACCAGAGGGUUGGCGAGACCUUCCACGCAUCACAGCCCUCACUCACUGUCGACGGUUUCACAGAUCCAUCCAAUUCAGAGAGGUUCUGCCUAGGGUUGCUCUCCAACGUCAACCGAAACGCGACUGUAGAAAUGACAAGAAGACAUAUAGGAAGAGGAGUGCGCUUAUAUUACAUCGGUGGAGAAGUUUUUGCCGAGUGCCUAAGUGAUAGUGCAAUCUUCGUGCAGAGCCCCAACUGUAAUCAGAGAUACGGCUGGCACCCUGCAACCGUGUGUAAAAUCCCACCAGGCUGUAAUCUGAAGAUCUUCAACAACCAGGAAUUUGCUGCUCUUCUGGCUCAGUCCGUUAAUCAGGGUUUUGAAGCCGUGUAUCAGCUAACUAGAAUGUGCACCAUAAGAAUGAGUUUUGUGAAAGGGUGGGGAGCGGAAUACCGAAGGCAGACGGUAACGAGCACUCCUUGCUGGAUUGAGCUUCAUCUGAAUGGACCUCUACAGUGGUUGGACAAAGUAUUAACUCAGAUGGGAUCUCCUUCAGUGCGUUGCUCGAGCAUGUCAUAAGGCUUCGUCACCACUCAAGUCCCAUCAAAAGACUCAAUGUACCAACUCUUCUGUCAUAGUAUUUGUGUGUGGUCCCCAUGGACUGUUCACUGUCCAAAAAUUCAAGAGAGAAAACAGCACUUGAGGUCUCACCCAUUAAAGCACCUUGUGGAAUCGGUUUCCUAUAUUCGAAUAUUAGAUGGGAAAAUUAGUGUCUAGAAAUACCCUCCCAUAUAGGAGAAAGAGAAGAUUUUAAAGACUUAACUGAUGUCUCGUUGGGCAUAAAACCGAGUGUCCCACAGGUUUGUUAAUACCAGUAGUAGCUCUGUGUACAGGUAAUGUGUCAUGAUCCAGCAUCACAGUACUGUGCUGUUCAUAUACACGUUUAGUUUGCAUAAAUUAGGUGUGUGUGUGCUGCUUCUUGAAUUAGGCAAGCCUUUAUAAAGUUACAGUACCUAAUCUGUUAUUCCCACUUCUCCGUUAUUUUUGUGUGUCUUUUUUAAUAUAUAAUAUAUAUCAAGAUUUUCAAAUUAUCAUUUAGAAGCAGAUUUCCCUUGUAGAAAAACUAAUUUUUCUGCCUUUUACCAAAAAUAAACCCUUGGGGGAAGAAAAGUGGAUUAACUUUUGAAAUCCUUGACCUUAAUGUGUUCAGUGGGUCUUAAACAUUCAUUUUGUGUUAUUUACUGCUAAAUCUCACUAUACGGAAACUGCAGAAAAUCUUUCCAGACCUCUCUUCCAUUCCCACUUUUGCCCUGAUACCAAAACCAUGUAGCAUGACAUCCAUCACUAGUAAUGGUGGCUCCAAUACUGCCAGCACCAGUUAGUUCUGGAGCACAGUACGAGUUCAUAUGGAUAAGUCCCUUUGUCUUAAAACAGAUUUCCGUGGAUAGUAAUAGACUCGUGUAACCAAGCAGUCUGCUGAUUUAUCCUGACACCUCAUCAAAACAAAUGGCAGUAGAUUCAUUUUCAGGGAUAUGCUACAAUGACUUCAGUAUAUUUAUCCUUUUUUUAAAGCCGGUCUAUAGAUAAAAACACUCUUUUUUAAAAGCUCUUUUAAAAUAUUUCAAUAGCAGACCUAGUGCUCUCUGAGUUUCUUCUGCGUUCGUUACCAGGUUGUAUUAUGAAAUGGACCUUUUGUAAAUGUAAUUGCUUCUGCAAAAUACCUACAAAAGUGAUGCUGAGGUAUGAUCAGCAGAUAAGGGCCAUCUGUUUUUUAAAGUAUGUUGUAUUAAAUUUAUAAAAAUCUGUUAUUUUACAUAAUUAUGAAUUCAGAAUUUUAAACAUUGGGGGAGAAGCUGUUUAGCGAGUUUUUUAGCUUAUAAUUACCUACAGUCUGGGGUCUUCUGAACUAAUCCUAAAUGUGUGGUUGAUAUUACAACCAAGGACAUUUUAGGCUGUGUGGCCAGAGGAGAUUCCAGAAGCUACGCUAUGUUGGUAGUCCGUUCUGGUAGUCUGUUUGGUGGCAGAUAAUCUUUAGAUGGAAUGUUGACUCUGCAGUUUAAACAGUUCUCGUUUGCAUCUCUUUACAAGAGGGAAAUUGCCACUCCUGACCCCCUACUAGUACAUUUUCAGAUUUUUGGAGAUAGACACUUUUGGUACUUGUUCUUUGAAACCAUAUUCAGCUGUCUCUACCGGUAUCAUUUUCAAUACUCUCAGCAUUUGAUUGUUUUCUACUGGGUAUUCCCCCAUUUUCCUGUAUUUGUGUGUACAUGUAUGUGUUCAUACAAACUCAAUUUUUUAUUCUUUCAGCAAGUAGUUAACUGUUCACCUGUUACGUGUGCCGGGAACUUUCUUUGCUUUGGGUAAAGGUGAACAAGUCAGAUCCGGUCCCGGCCAUGGCUGAGACAUCAGUUACUCUAACCCUUAAUUAGCUCAUUUGUCUACGAAGGAGGUAAACAGGGGACUGUGGUAGAGCAUAGCAGGGAAGGCUUUUCUAAGGAAGUGGUGCUUGAACUGACAUUCGACAUAAGAAGGGAGCAGGCCAUGGGGAGAGCCCAGGAGACUGGCAUUCUUGGCAAGGAGAACGGCAUCAAAUGCCAGGGUUCAUUGUGAAGGCAGCUCAUCAUUAGGUAUUAAUGCUUGCCCAGAAGUCUCUUCACAGAUCUAAACUUGGGGACCAGAAGGGUUCUUUAAUUUACAAUAGUUUAUAUAGUGGCCUUACUUGAUAGACAGCUUCCCUUGUCCCAGGUAUGACCACUGUCAGGCUGGCUGGAGAGAGCCAGUGCAGCCUCUGCCCUUUGAAAGGUUUUAGCUUCCUUGAGAGCUUGUGGUGAUGUCAGGGAACAGUUCUGGGGGCAGAGAACAGGUUUGAAAGAGGCAGAAGGGCCUGGCCAUGAGUCUUGGAUGGAGGUGUUCCGUGGAGCCGUUUCCAGUGACAGAGUUCCAGCUGUGAUUCUGUCUCCAGCUGUGUCGGGGCUCUUCCUUAGAAUAGUCAACUGGGUCUCGGCUCUUUGGCAAUGCCUGUUACACUGAGCGCCUAACACCCAUCGAGCCAUUGACUCCACUGGUGUUCAGUAAUCUUACAUGCUUUUUUAGAAGAUGCUAUUUCUUGAAUUCUGUUUUGUCUACUGUGGCUUAAAUCUUGUUGAUUUUUCCCCCCUUUAUUGGGGUUGUUUUCAUUCUUCUCAAUGAUAAGUUCUCAAUGUUGAAUUUUGUCUCUGUUUAAAUGAGCAACAUUAUUUAGAACUGCCCCUCCACAGGGCUGGUAACUUUCUCGGUCUCACGUGAAAACUGAGUGAACGCGUUUUCCAUUACAUUCCUAAGAUGGAUGGUGAUUUGCAGUCCAGUCCAUCCAGAGCCACCGUAGGGAAUUGGAGGCUGGUGACGUCCCCAUUGACGUCCCCAAUUCAAGUGGCAGCUUUGUUUCCAUCCUGUAAUGGAGUUCUGUAUAGAUUUCUUUUUAAAAAAGAGUUUUACAGAUUUAAAAAAAAAUUUAAAAAAACUUUGAAAAGUUUGUGUAAGCACUGUUUAGGAUUAAGAUACAUGAGUGGACUUCGGCCCACCUUUGGAAACAAGUCUGCUUGUGUUCUUUUCUCCUACUUCAGGGAACCUUCCUGAUGAGGUUCAAACUACACCAGUUACACUAAUUAUACAUUAUGUCAGCCAUUCAUUCAGUCAACAUUUAUUGAUGCGGUGCUAGGUGCUAGGUGCUGAGUAAUAAAAAGAUAGCUAGGAUUUAGUCCUGGCCCUCAAGCUAUGGGUUUACGCCUCUCUCAGGACCUGCCACUUUGCCAGAAGGAAAUCUCCCUAAUUUUUCUUGACAGCUAAAUAUGCUUAUUCAAUACUCUUAUUCUGUAUUCUAAUUACGUAAUUGCAAAUUAUUUAAUAUCUAGCAUUUUUCUUAACCUUAAACCAGAUCAGCUUUGCUUGAUUCAUCUGCCUUUAAACUUAACGAAUUUUCUCCUUUGUCAAAAUUAUUUUAAUUUCAAUUUAUUUGUGCCUUUUAGGUCGGUUUCAAUCAAGACUAAGACUUUGAAGGUGAAAAACAAUCAGUCUGGUCUCUUGCUAAUUGAAAUCAAGUAAAGAUUAUACAUGCUCAGUUGGUUUCUCUACCUCUUCCAAAAGCUGUCCAAAUAUACCUUUAAGAUCUGUCUUUUUUUUUUUUUUUUUUUUUUUUUUUAAAUAAUUAAACACUUGGAGCAUUUAUUCAGAACUCAGUACUCAACUGGUCUGGUUGAUGGUGAAUGAUAAAGUAACACAGAAGAUGUUCACCUUACUCAAAAUCUGUCUUUCUGAUCAGUUACUUUAGUAGGUGUAUAUUAGAACUACACAGACUGUGCCCUUCCACACCAUCUCCCCAUAUCUCUUGAAAUAACUAAAUAGUCUGUGGCCAUAAGCGACACGUGAUCUUUUCUCUUACUUUGAUCUAACUCCUCGAUGUUGCGACAUGGCAAAUUAUUGCCCAGCUCCUUUGCUUCAUGAGCUUUGCUAAAUUCUUGAUACUCGUCAACUGAAUUGUAUUCUCCCCCCAACCCCCAACAGAAUGUACCUCUUGUGGUCUUGCUGGUCGCCCUCUUCCUUGCCAACCAUGUUUUAUCUGCAGACAUCAGAAUGUUUCCCUCCAUUGAUCUUUAUGGAAGACCAAAAAGGACGGUGCUUUUCCUACCCAGGGUCCUAAUUUCUUCACCGGGAAGACUCAUGUUGUUCCUACUUGGUCCGUCAUUUCACAUCUUACAAAUGGCUCAGAACUUCUCUCCAGUUAAAUGUCUUUGUGACGGACAAAUAGCAUGAAUUCUAUUUCAAGUUAUGUUUAGGAUUAGGAACUUCUCCAGCAGUUGCAGCCAGUGAUUUUCUUAUAAUACUAGCCCAUUUCCACCACGGAGCAUUUUGGAUUGUAUUUAGUACAAUCAAGAGUAACAAUGGUGGUUUAUGGUCUCUAGAGGUAGUCAGAACCCUACUGUUGAGUUCCUUUAAUAUCUUCUUUUCAAGUUCUCACAAACAUUUUAUCUGUUCAGACUACCUUUUAUGAGUGGGGACUGCAGGACAAAUCAUCUCUUGGAGUGGAAUUCCUGUGUUUGGAGCCUCAACCAGGAAAUGUCAGCUAUGCUAGAUGUAGACAGCUUCAUAAUAGCCUUUAUGAUAAGAACUUGUCUAAGUGUUCAUGUAAUUUCUUGAGUAGGAACUGUUUUUUCUUGGAUAUUUUAGGUAACUUUAUAUAUAGCAUAACUGCCUUAAAUCUUUUUAGUAGGAAAUAAAUUAUAUAACGUGUAUGUAUGGAUUUAUGUAUAUAUACACACUCCUCGAGAUACCUGAACAGUGGGGGUCAUUUAUCUGCUCACAUUUUAACACCGUUGAAUGAAUCUGUUGUUUAAAUCUCAGAUCUCUGUAAAAGUUCCCUAAUUGGCUUACAGACAUUUUCUUUUCAGAUCUUCAGGGUAAUUUAUUUAUUCAGCCAAGUCGUGAUUUGGUGGUUCAGUUAGAAUGCCAUUUUUAGACAGCUUGAUAAUUAAGAAUCAUAACUGGAACUCAUGAGCAUCAGAACUGCAGUAGACACCCAUUCAUUAAAUCAUUAUCUAGCCAGUGGUCUCUGGAAGGUACCAGUUUAGGAUUUUUUUUUUUUUUCAAUGUUAGAUUGCCUCUUCCCAUUCUUUUCCUCUUGGUUAAAGAUUGCUAAGCUGCUUAAGAUACCGUGGGAAGUAGCACCACCAAGUCAAGUUCUCGUGUAGUUAUGGGCAGCCGAAGGUGAUUCAGACCUAACUUUCUUGGCUGUGCUCAAUAGAAAUGGAUUUCCCAAAGUUCUCUGGGUCCUCUCUGAUUCACAGAGGAUCUGACCAGAGUGUGUUAGCCCAAGUUAACUUCAGUAUUGAUUGGUUUCCUGCUGUAAGAUCCAUAAUAGACCCCAAAUUUCAGCCACUGGUUGAAAUAUAAGGACCCUUGGAAGAAGAAUGCCGCUGCUGAUGGCAGUGAGAAGGAUCCAUGCAUGCUAGACAAAGGACUUUUAGAUUUCUCUUCGGAACAGUUCCUGGAAAGUGAUGUUCUCCUACCCUCCAAAAGAAAGAGAGAGAGAAAAAAAAAAAGCUCUUAGUUGCUCCGGAAUUUUCAGUUUGCUCUUUUGGGUGAGGGGUUAGGCAUUUACUUUCAAUUUCUAAUUAAGGAUGAUAAUUUAUUGAACCAUGAAAUCCAUAUCUAUUGAUAAAAGGAUGAAAGUGAAGUUUUAGAAUUCUAAAAAUACUUCAUUAUGUAUUUUCUAUCUCAUACUCCACUUUUCUUUCUCUCUGUGGCUUUAAAGCUUUUGGCUAUUUUACACUGUUAGUCACUAGAUAGCUUGCCAUAUUUCUGGUUCUAUAUUAAGUUCUACCCUUUACAAUGCCGUAGCAGAAAGUUGAUUCUUAGCAUCUGUCUGUAGGGAUAAAAGUCUUACUAAAGUCUCUUCUCCCAAAGAGCUUUUCUUUUUUUUCAGUAAGUCCCUUGAGAAGUAUGUUUGUCAAUCUCAUUAUUCACUUUCUUGGAUUGUUCAAACAAAAAAAUACAUUGGUGAAUAAGAGUAGGGAGCUUUUCCGGUGAAUAUAUGUACCGGCUUUAAGAAUGUAGUCAUUUGUUGGUUCGUGUAACUAAUAAACAUACAGAUUAGUGAAAAUUGGGGGAAAUAAUCACAUGUAGCAAGUAGGUAACUUGCAUGGGUAUGAUUUUUUUUUUUUUCCCCUCCAAAUCCUAUUCAGUGGCAAAACGCAGAACCCAAAUUGGUCCCUUUUUAGACCAACUUUACCUCAGGCUUCAUUUUUGCUUUUCUGACCCUGACCGUUAAGGCAUAAACAUUUGUAUCUUUUUAUUAGUGAUAGUGAAGCUGUGACACCAACCGUUUUUUGUUUUUAUACAAGAGGGCAAAACCAGCAGAACUAAAGAGUAAGAUGAAAGCAGUGCUGAACUAGAUCACAGCGUUGUAGGCAAAAUAAAAAUGUUCAUAUCUGAGAAUACUCUGCCAUCUCUUUCCAAGGCCAGGCCUUCUGGCAGAAUGCUGUUAGAAGUAACAAUUCAGGGCCUUUGUAAUCUGAGGGGAGUAUCUCCGGUUGGCAGUCUCUUCAAUAUAUGAAGCAAGAAUGUGGGAAAUACUUGGCAGAGAGUGUUUUCACCUAAAAAAGAAGAUGGAAAGACAUAUAAAACUGCAUUAUUGGGGACCUGGGUGGCCCAGUUGAUUAAGCAACUGCCUUCGGCUCAGGUCAUGAUCCUGGAGUCCCAGGAUCGAGCCCCACAUUGGGCUCCCUGCUUGGUGGGGAGUCUGCUGCUCCCUCUGAGCCUCCUCCCUCUCAUGCUCACACUCUCUCUCAUUCUCUCUCAAUUAAAUAAAAUCUUUUAAAAAAAUUCAUUUAGCUCUGAAAAUCUCAAAAAAGAUUCAGUGAAAUACUGUAUAACUGGGACAAAACCAGAAGGACCUUUAGAGGACUUGUCUGAAAACAAGUUUCAAGAGUGAUCGUUUAUAUACACUGAUCACUAAUUUGCUUAGGGUACUACCGACUAUUAAAAUCAACACCAUUAAAUAAGGUAUGUGUGGACUUCCUAGGAGCUAGCCAUUAGCAAGUGUCCUCAAAAAUUUUUUUGAGCUGAUGCCCUCAUAGGUAGCUUUCUGCUCUUGAAAAUUCUUAUCUUUUCCCUUGUGAUCCUAAGGGAAGAGUUAGUGGUGUGCUCAGGGUGACCCGACAGCCCCCAGAGGCCUUGGGACUGAGGCAUUCCCUGGCUCCAGGACUUGACGUUUCAAACCAGGAGAAGUCCUGGGCACACCGGGAGGAGGGGGUCACCCUAGGUGUUCUUGUGACUGACCCUUACUCCCUGAAACGUUGUAAUCAUUGCCGUUACAUUCACAGUCUUCGGGCUGCCAACAUUUGGGAUACUUGGUUAGGUGUCCUCCAGUCCCUUCUUGCUGUGGGUGGAAUGUGAGAUUCGUAACCAGCAAGACCCAGCGCGGUGGUGAGACGAACACUUAGGAAUCCAGGGAAGAUAACCGGGGGGGGGGGUGGGGUGUUAACGAAACAGAGAAGACACAACUAGAUAGCAAAGUUCUUCAGAACCUGUGUGUAUGGAAGUACAAAUCCUGUCUUGAUGGGGUUCAAGCUGAUCUGAAGUUUACCUUUUAAGCAGUAAGAGAAAACUGUGGUAUUGUGGAUUUCUUUUCGCUUGAGGGAAAAUCGGCCUUUGAUGCUCUGUCCUCUGCUACAUUCCCCAGACUGUCCUGCUCAGGAAGCCAGAAUAGUGUUUAUUCUCAGCGAAUGUUCUGUUGAGGCUACCGAAUGCAUCAGCCAAUGGCAGGUGGAGGCAUUGGGUGUCCUGAUCCAGACUGAGCUGUGCCCUCAGUGUGGCUGACCCCCGACCCCUCAGGUGCUUACCAGCUAGAACACCAACCCCGGGAGGUGAGAUUUUUCUAAUACAGCAUUAAUUUUGUAAUGCAACAUGCCGGAUGCAGAGCCUGUUGUCGUUUGCCUGUGGUGGUCCUCAGAGGCUGCAUCCUCUGUGCACUGUGACGUAGACGGUAGAUGCGUUCUUUGUCAGCUUUAAUCCUAUGAUUGUCAGAAGUACGACAUGGUUCCACAUUUUUUUUCCGUUUUUUAAAAUGAUGAGCUGAGGCUUUAUUGCAGCUGGUUUUCAAGUUAAAAUUGUGAAAUACUGAUUUCCUUCCCCCGCCCACACCAAAUAUUUUAGUCUAUUUAAAGUACCAAAAAAAAAAAAAAAUAGUUCUACUUAAGAGAAAACAUUGCUUAAAUGUCCUGUGAUUUCUGGUCAAUUUUUAUAUAUAUUUGUGUGUGUCUGUAUGUGCUUUCACUUUUUACCUUGUUUGCUCUCUACCUGUGUUAACAGUACUUUCACCAUUGAAAGGUGAACAUUUUUCCUAGCAUUAAAAAGAAAAAGCCA
Messenger RNA from Mustela lutreola (European mink), 9897 nucleotides. It is a transcript of the gene SMAD2, whose product is annotated as SMAD family member 2. NCBI's taxonomy places the organism in Eukaryota, Metazoa, Chordata, Mammalia, Carnivora, Mustelidae. Gene Ontology annotation, molecular function: DNA-binding transcription factor activity, RNA polymerase II-specific; RNA polymerase II cis-regulatory region sequence-specific DNA binding; I-SMAD binding. Bases 139 to 1578 code for a protein of 479 amino acids. The record is from RefSeq and is a predicted model, not a curated record. The transcript has 11 exons. Gene Ontology annotation, biological process: SMAD protein signal transduction; cell differentiation; regulation of transcription by RNA polymerase II. Gene Ontology annotation, cellular component: heteromeric SMAD protein complex.